Messenger RNA from Chironomus riparius, 1447 nucleotides. Lineage: Eukaryota; Metazoa; Arthropoda; Insecta; Diptera; Chironomidae. The record is from the annotation of a GenBank genome assembly.
GAAAAACUAAGCUUAAAAGUUGAACAACAAAAUUAUUUUGCAAACUCAUCUUCUGAAUAAUUUGUCAAUAACUCUACUUUCUGGUUAAUUUAAUUAACAAAACUACUUCAAAAUGACUGCAUCAUCUAAAAUGGAAAUCGAUUGUGGACCUCGAGGAGAAGGAUUUAGAAGCUAUUACAUCCAGAAGAUUGAGGAACUGCAGCUUAUUGUCAAUGAAAAGAGUCAAAAUCUUCGUCGUUUACAAGCUCAACGUAAUGAGUUGAAUGCUAAAGUUCGUAUGCUACGUGAGGAACUACAAUUGCUUCAGGAACAAGGAAGUUAUGUUGGAGAAGUUGUAAAGCCUAUGGAUAAGAAGAAAGUAUUGGUUAAAGUACAUCCAGAAGGAAAAUUUGUUGUUGAUGUUGACAAAAACAUUGAUAUUAAUAAUGUCACUCCAAACUCUCGAGUUGCACUCCGCAAUGAAUCUUAUACUUUGCAUAAAAUCCUUCCAAAUAAGGUUGAUCCAUUGGUAUCAUUGAUGAUGGUUGAAAAAGUUCCGGAUUCUACUUAUGAAAUGGUUGGUGGCUUGGAUAAGCAAAUUAAGGAGAUUAAAGAAGUUAUUGAAUUGCCUGUUAAGCAUCCUGAGUUGUUUGAAGCUUUGGGAAUUGCUCAACCAAAAGGUGUGUUACUUUAUGGACCACCUGGAACUGGCAAAACAUUAUUAGCAAGAGCAGUCGCUCAUCAUACCGAAUGUACUUUUAUUCGCGUGUCUGGAUCUGAAUUGGUCCAAAAGUUCAUCGGUGAAGGAUCUCGUAUGGUCCGUGAAUUAUUUGUUAUGGCACGAGAACAUGCUCCAUCAAUCAUCUUUAUGGAUGAAAUCGAUUCCAUCGGUUCCUCAAGAAUUGAAUCCGGAAGUGGUGGAGAUUCUGAAGUUCAACGUACUAUGUUAGAAUUGUUGAAUCAAUUGGAUGGUUUUGAGGCCACAAAAAAUAUUAAAGUCAUUAUGGCGACAAAUCGAAUUGACAUUUUAGAUCAAGCUUUGCUGCGACCCGGAAGAAUUGAUAGAAAGAUUGAGUUUCCAGCACCCAAUGAGGACGCACGCUUAGACAUUCUUAAGAUUCAUUCGCGCAAGAUGAACUUGACACGUGGUAUUAAUUUGAAGAAAAUUGCUGAAUUGAUGCCGGGUGCUUCAGGCGCCGAAGUAAAAGGUGUGUGCACUGAGGCUGGAAUGUAUGCGCUACGUGAGAGACGAGUUCAUGUAACCCAAGAAGACUUUGAAAUGGCAGUGGCUAAGAUUAUGCAAAAAGAUAAUGAAAAGAAUAUGUCCAUUAAAAAGCUGUGGAAGUAAACUGUCAUAUUAUCUUUUUCAUACUUUAUCAUCAUAUAUUAUUUUAAAUGCUGUAAUAGGAUAUACAUUUUUUUUGAUUCUGAUUUUUUCAAUAAAAAAUAAAAUACCUUAAUAAUCGUA